Messenger RNA from Morone saxatilis (striped sea-bass), 2219 nucleotides. It is a transcript of the gene sass6, whose product is annotated as SAS-6 centriolar assembly protein. The coding region runs from base 210 to 1631 and encodes 473 amino acids. Gene Ontology annotation, biological process: centriole replication. Gene Ontology annotation, cellular component: centriole; centrosome. The record is from RefSeq and is a predicted model, not a curated record. The transcript is spliced from 12 exons. NCBI's taxonomy places the organism in Eukaryota, Metazoa, Chordata, Actinopteri, Moronidae.
CAUGUUCCGUUUCCAGGGCGACUCAGUUGGCGGUCAAAAAGCGCCAAAUCAAAAAUACAGAGGGACAACAGUGAUUAUGUGAAGGGUCCGUGGAAGUCUCUCAGUAUCAAACGCUGCUCAUAUUUGUGCCUUUAACGUUGACCUAUUUACUAACGAGUCAGUUUACCGUUCCAGUUAAAGACUCGUUUAGUUUGAUAAAGAAAAACAACAUGGAGGAACUCUUCAGCAAAGUGUUACAAGUGAACGUGAGGUGCAGGGACUGUGAGGAAAGGAAAGCAAAUAUCCGUGUCACCAUUGAGCUUCAGUUGACAACAAGUCCAGUACACAAAAGGGAUCUUAUAGUAAAACUAACAGAUGAUCUAGACCCAUAUUUUCUCUUCAACCUCUCUAUAUCAGAAGAAGAUUUCCAAAGUUUGAAAGUCCAGCAGGGGCUGCUGAUAGACUUUGCGUCAUUUCCCCAGAAGUUUAUUGACCUGCUUAAUCUGUGCUGUUCUGAACAACAGUCAGACAAUCCAAGGUUUCUUCUGCACUUUGUCAUGGUCUAUUCUCGCAGUUGCUGGAAGGCCCUUGCCAACUUCAAAAGGAACAGUACUUGUCUUAACAUAUCUGUAAUCCUCUCACAGACUCUGUCUGAGAAGACAAAAGAGUUGGACAAACUGCGUUCAGAGUGGACGAAUCAGACCAGCUGUCUGUCCAGCCGUCACUCUGAGGAGUUACAAUCAGAAAGAGAAAAGGCUGUGGAGUUACAGAGCAGGCUUCAGCAGCAGACUGAGCAGCUCCGUCAGGAGCUGGAGAGUGCCCACAAGAAGAGCAGCCAGCAGCUUCAUUGCAAGCUGACAGAGCUGGAGGCAUCCUGCAGAGAGUUGACAGAGAGGAAAUACAAGAACGAGUCUGCCAUUAGAGACCUGAAGAUUACAGCAGUGGGCGCAGAGGAGGAGUGCCAGCGUCUGAAGCAACAGGUCCUGUCUCUCAGGAGGGAGAACAGCACUCUGGAUACAGAGGUCCAUGAGAAGGAGCGUUUGGUGAGCCAGCUCCAGAUGAGAGUAGCUGUUCUGGAACAAGAGAUCAAGGAUAAGGACCAGCUCAUGCACCGCACAAAAGAGGUGCUGGAAGCCACUCAGCAGCAGAAGGAAUCAAUGGAAGACAAUGCUGAAAGUAAAGAACAUCAGAUCAGAAAACUUGAAGCAACGGUGAAAUCACUGUCUGAGGAGCUGAUAAAGGCUAAUGGUAUCAUUAAGAAGCUGCAGGGAGAGGUUCGAGGCCUAGUUGGAAAAAUAAAAGUAAAAAACACUGUGACUGUGUCACAGGAGAAGGUCCUCCAGGACACGUCAGAAAAACUUCAAAAUGUUGAAAUGGAUCUUCAGAGAACUCAGCAGCAGCUCGUCAGCAAGGAUGAGCAGGUUUCAAAACUGAAAGAGCAGUUGGAGACGACGGUACAGAAGUUAAAUGAAAGCAGAGAGGUGUUAAAAACCAAUGAGAAUGUUAUAAGAUGGCUUAACAAACAGCUAAAUGACAAGCACCUGUCCAGAAAGCCACAGUCUCCUGAAUCUUUGGAGAAUCCUUCAGUUUUAUCCACAUCAACAGGACUAAGGGUAGGAGAUACUUCCUGGCUGAGCCAAAAUACUUCCUAAUUAAACACUGUUUUCUGUGUUCCUAUAUCAGUUGAGCAGUCAGAAUCUCAGUCAACUUCCUCCUUUCCUUUACUUAGAUAUGCUCUUUACAAAACUCAUCUAUGUUGAAAAGACAACCACGUUUUGAACAUGGUUAAAAGAUAGAGACAUAAAUGUACACUGCGUGCACAAUUAUUGGGCAAGUUGUAUUCCUGAGGAUUCAUUUUAUUUUCAAUAGUACAGUGCGUUUAUAUACUCAAUCCAACAUGUUGAUAAACCUCAAACCUGAGUAUUUAACAAAGGAAAAGUGAGUUUUAGCUUUCUCAGGAGAAUAUUGACGGAAUGUCGUAAAUACCACAACUUUUAAUCGUGAAUGUCUUCAGAUGGCUGUGUCCAAAUCUGCAGUUGAUCCUAUACAUUCCCUAGGAGGAGUUCGUUCAAAUAUGUGUGCAAAUCGCCAAAAAUGGCCGCUAAAUCCAAAAUGGCCGACUUCCUGUUGGGUUUAGGAUAUGGCACCCACUUGAUUUUUUUGUGCGUCAGGAUAAGAUCUAGACGUGGUGCCGAUUUUUAUGCAUAUAAAAGAAAGGGGCCCUGGGUGGUACAGUUUAU